CAGUUGAAAUGUCGGAGAGUGAACACGAGUUUCUGGUCACGCGUGAGCAAGUGCAAAGUCACGGGGGACGUUCGUCGCUGAUAACCAUUGGACAGAAUAAACACAGCGUAGCUGCAGUGUGUGUGUGGUGGCGCAGAUUCGGUGAAGAAUUGCACACGGCGGAUGCCUCUCGACAACAAAGACGACGACGUCAUUUGCCCCACUAAAAUAAAAAAAAAUAAAAAGAUGAAAAAUAAAAAAGGACUUUUUCAGGCGUAUCUGAGUUUGGAACAUUGCCAAAGAAACAUAAACACACGCUCGCCCUUCUGUUUUCGCAGUAUAAAAAUCGGCGGAAACUCCGGUAACGUCGCAAUUGAAAACCCGCAUCCAUAGCAACUGGAACUGUUCUCUCUCAACUGACAACGAGCGACUGGCGUCAAAUUUCUACAAAAGGGAAUUAUUUUUAAAGUCUUCUUUGACAUCUUUUCGGAAAAAUCACCGCACAUUGUCAAGAUUUUGGGACAUUUCAACUUUACUCCGUUUUAAAAAAAAAAAUGCCUACCGAGUGCACUGCCAAUCCACUCCAGCGGGAAUUGGCCGACAGCAUCAUCCGAUUCUCUCCGUUGGAUGAUCUGAGAAUACUCGUCGCCUGUGGUGCCAGCCCUAAUGAUCAAGUCACACAAGGUUUGCGUCCGCUUCAUUAUGCGGUUUGGCAACGUUACCUCGAAGCUGUCCAAUUCUUACUCGUCCGCGGGAGCGACGUCAAUGCUCGGGAUGACUGUGGAUACACUGCUCUACACCUGAGUGCCGAACACGGCUACACUGAAAUCAUGAGCCUUCUCCUGGAAUACCAAGCCAAAGUGAAUUUCUCUGAUAAAAUCGACGAAGACAAGGUAGAUGCAAACAAACCCAACCUGUGUGACGAACCUCUGCACUUGGCGAUCAAAAAUGGCCAUUACGAAGCAGCUCGAAUGCUGCUCGAAAACGGAGCUAACGUCAAUGCUCGUUACUUUUUCGGCUGUGAAAUCAGUCUCAUCUCAGCGCUAAACCCAGAAGCCAUGGAACUUUUACUGAUGUACGGUGCCUAUCCCGAUUCAAGGGAUCGUUCCGGAUUGACUCCAUUGAUGAAAGCCUGCAGAAAUCCUCAGGCUACAGAAACUGUUUUGAAACUCAUUUCCUAUGGAGCCGAUGUGAAUGCCCAAGCGGAUGAGCGAAACGAUUACAGAUCGGUGCUUCACUAUGCCGUCCUAUCGGGAAAUCGUUCAAUGGUCAGUCUUUUAUUGAAACAAGGAGCCCGAGUCAGACCUUUACCUGGUGAUCCGGCGCUCUCUAAGCCUUCGAUAUUGGAUUUGGCUGUGCUGAAAGGGGACGUCGAACUCGUCAAGAUGCUCAUUGAAGCCGGAGCUGAUGUCAACAACACUUCGUCCAUUCUGGGCUCAGCCUUACAUGUGGCCUGCGCUGACAACAUAGCCAACCGGGCAGAUAUCAUCCGCGUUUUGCUUGAAAAUGGCGCUGAUCCCAACAUUGCAGCCAGGAGCGACGAGGGUUUGCUUCAUCCUUCAGUAUUGGCCGAGUACAUCACUUCCAAUGGCAACAAAGAUAAACUUAGCCACGAUGUUGUAGACUUGCUUCUACGCCAUGGGGCUCAGGUGGUCCUCAAGACACAGCACCGUCAUCCUCUGGGACUGUAUUCUGUCUUACCGAUUAUGGCCAAGCAUCCACGGGUCUUUUUGAAUAUGAUGGAUGCAGCCGAAAGUUUCGAUAACGUCAUGCUCAAGCGCCUCAACAACUUCCCGCCUGAAUUCAAAGAAAUUAUUCUCGAACUCGCCACCAAACCUCUUUCCCUCCAGCAGCAGUGCCGAUUCUUCCUGCGCCAGCACUUGCAACCCAAGAUUCACCUUAAAGUACCUUUGCUCGAAAUCCCCACAAUCCUGCAAUCCUAUCUGCUUUUUGAAAUCAGUUAGUUUAAUAUCGCACGCGCUAUUACUAUAUAUGCACCGCACUGCUGUCCUUUCUCUUCAAUUGUACAAAUGUUACGCUCGUCUUGGGCAAUCGUACUUUUUAAAAAACAAGAAACGACUGGAAUUUGCAAACAAAUUCCAGUUUUGAGAUUAAAAUAUCGUUAUUACUGAAGGAAUACGAGCGGAUAAAUACAAAAGUAAAUUAAAAAGAAAAAAUGUUUUGAGGAUUCGAAAUCUUUUUGAUUCUUCAUUUAGCUGCUACUACAGUCAUAAAUAAUAAUGGAAAAAAAAAUUUAAAUUCUCAACAGGAAUUUCUGAAAUCAAUGAAUAAACUGAAACAUAAUUUUUCUGCUCUCCUAUGCCUGUUAAACCCAAUAAUGAAGUAAGAUUGAUUAUAAUGCAUGAAUAAAAGAAAAGUUUAAUCAUCA
This is a messenger RNA of Daphnia pulex (common water flea), 2368 nucleotides long. Its product is annotated as putative ankyrin repeat protein RF_0381. Gene Ontology annotation, biological process: intracellular signal transduction. The record is from RefSeq and is a predicted model, not a curated record. The transcript is spliced from 8 exons. Gene Ontology annotation, molecular function: protein binding. Lineage: Eukaryota; Metazoa; Arthropoda; Branchiopoda; Diplostraca; Daphniidae. Bases 534 to 1943 code for a protein of 469 amino acids.